Molecule: messenger RNA, 2053 nt
Organism: Brassicogethes aeneus
Lineage: Eukaryota; Metazoa; Arthropoda; Insecta; Coleoptera; Nitidulidae
Source: the annotation of a GenBank genome assembly
CACCACAAAAAACUUAAUAAUUUUUAAACACAAAAAAUUAAAAAAUAUUGAUACUUUACAAUAAAAUACACAUAAUGUACAUUAUUCUUACCAGUAAGCAUCUGCUCCAAUUUCCUUCUGUCGACCCUGAACCGGUCCUGAUACAAGUCCGAUACGUCUUUGAGUCCCAAUUUCGUCACAAAAUCCCUCAGUUCCUCUCUGGAGUCCCAAUUCGAAGUCCAUCCGGACGUUGCGGUUCCGGACUCCGAUAUCUCGGACAGCGUGUCCGAAUUUUUGUUCAUAUCGACUAGACGUGAACUCAUAUAGUUGCACGACAUAUUUAAAUACUGUAUUAUUUUUUUUAAAUUAAAAACUGUACAAUUUUUAGCAAUAAAUAAAUUAAAUUAACUUAGUACGUAUAUUUUUGGUCACCUACGCGUUGAUUUCAUUUAGUUUUGUCUUUUAACGAGGUGACUUUACGAGUUUUACAACGCUACUAAAACGGUUUUAGCAAAGUAAAUUCAACCACAAUCGUUUUUCGACAUUUUUUACAGCAUUUUUUCACAAAUAAACGAAUUACACACAUAAAAACAACCACAAAUCAACCUAUUAUAAUAUUUUAACAUUAAAAACUCCACACGUCAUAAAACUACCCAUUAAAACAAUCAAAAUUACCAAUCAUACAACAAUAAUCAAUCAAAUUUCAAAAAUACACAUUUAAAUUUAAAUAUCGCGCGAUAUUUAGUACCAAAAGUCAUCACGCCGCCUAAAUGACAUUUCUUGUAUUUUGUGGUUAUGUCGCCGAUUUAAGAUGUUUACCUCCUCUAAUAACUAAAAAUCGACUUAAUUAUCUAACAUGGGUGAUAUGCUUAAAGAAUUGCGCGAAAAAUCUCGCAAAAGGAAGCAACUCUUGGCCCAAACAUUGGGUGUUUCAGGUGCUGAAGAGUUAAGACAAGUUUUGGGUACAGCUGAGGCUCCAACGAAAAAGUCCGACACUAAAAAUAGUGAUAUUAACCCUGAUAACGAGAAGUAUGAGUACAAAGACGAUGCCAAUGACGAAAUGGUGUAUAGAGACUCGUCUACAUUUCUAAAGGGAACCCAAUCUUCCAACCCUCACAAUGACUACUGCCAACAUUUUGUCGAUACAGGACAAAGGCCCCAAAAUUUUAUACGUGAUGUAGGUUUAGCAGACAGAUUCGAGGAAUAUCCAAAAUUGAGGGAGUUGAUUAAGUUAAAAGAUGAGUUGAUACAGCAAACAGCCUCACCUCCAAUGUAUUUAAAAUGUGAUCUGGCCAAUUACGAUUUAAAAAAUUUGAACUCAAAAUUUGACGUUAUUUUAAUUGAGCCGCCUUUGGAGGAGUAUCAGAGGACCAUGGGGGCUACUAAUAUGCAGUUUUGGUCGUGGGAUCAGAUUAUGAACCUAGAUAUUGGGGAGGUAGCAGCUCAAAGAAGUUUUGUUUUUUUGUGGUGUGGUAGCUCUGAUGGUCUGGAUAUGGGCAGAGUUUGUCUGAGGAAGUGGGGUUUUAGAAGAUGCGAGGACAUCUGUUGGAUCCGCACCAACAUAAAGAACCCCGGGCAUUCGAAAAACCUCGACCCGAAGGCAGUGUUCCAACGCACCAAAGAGCACUGCCUGAUGGGCAUAAAGGGCACGGUGCGUCGCUCGACGGACGGCGACUUCAUCCACGCGAACGUGGACAUCGACCUGAUAAUAUCCGAGGAGAACGAGUACGGCAGCCUGGAGAAGCCGGUGGAAAUUUUCCACAUCAUCGAGCACUUCUGCCUGGGCAGGAGGAGACUGCACGUCUUCGGCCGCGACAGCACCAUACGACCGGGGUGGCUGACAAUCGGCCCUGAACUAACCAACUCGAAUUUCAUGCCGGAUUUAUACGGGGGCUAUUUCGGCAAUAAUACGACUACGGGGUGCACUGAGAGAAUCGAGGCUUUGAGGCCUAAAAGUCCGCCUCCUAAAGGGAAGGGGGGUACAGGGCAAAGGGGCAGGGGGAAUUUCUCCAGGGGGCGCGGCAGGGGAAGGUAGAUUUUAACAGUUUUAAUUUUAAGAUAAUAAAUAAUUUGA